UCAUCGAUUGACUGGAACAAGCUUCCUAAGCUCGCCAGUACUCCAGCCUCCACUGCCUAAACUCGCCAGAAAGGCCGUAAUGGCUCAGAAACUCGCUGUUUUUGCAGUCACGUUGGCAUGCCUCGCCGCAGUAGGAUUCGCGCGUCCGGGCAUGCGCACUCAGCUGCAGAAUAUCCACACGAACGACGUGUUCCUGGGCACGUACCAGGGCUCGCUAUACGCUGAACUGGACCAUGUGGACGGCGCCAGCAAGGUCUCAGACGGCUACGCCUACAUGGCAAUCUACAAAAAGGACGACGACUACAACAUCCGCUUCGGCGCCGAGUCCGAGACGAAGGAGCCCGGGGAGCCCACCGCGUUCACCGUCAAUAACGCGGCCGACAAUAGCGUGGUUAUCGACUUGGCCGCAGGGCAAACGUACAAGAACACCACGUACGAGCUGCGCGUAUUUAAGUUCCUCCAGAAGUACAUCCCAUACGAGUACCGUUUCAAGGGCAAGUGGACCGGGGCCAGCACGGUCACCGUCGGCGCUGGCACUCUCAAGGACACCAUUGACGCGAUGAUCCAGACUCCGACAAACUACUACGCGAUUUUCAACACCGCGACGUACCCUGCUGGCUGCGCUAAGGGCGAGUUCGAGUUCAUCAAGCCGUGGUGGAAGCGCCUGUAAGCUCAGGCCUGAGCAGGCGGGGGUGGUUACACAUCGGGAAGCUCAGCUCAGCUAUGCUGAGGAAGGGGGUGUGGCAGAGGAAACUUGGGAGGGGGGGGGGGUUGUUGGAUGAUGUUGAUCUGUGGAGUGGGGUAAUGAAAGAGACCAGGGGGGAUGUAGUUUGUAGACAAAUGCAGGGUAUUUGUUCACUUGCUUGGUGAACCUCUCCCCUCCAUAUGUAGACUGGGUUUUCAUUUGUUGGUGGGCUGCAAGCAGGCAACCAGUAGAGCAUGAGAUGUUAUCAUUUCAGAAUGUUGAAAACCCCUUAGAUUCUG
This is a messenger RNA of Closterium sp. NIES-67, 984 nucleotides long. Lineage: Eukaryota; Viridiplantae; Streptophyta; Zygnematophyceae; Desmidiales; Closteriaceae. The record is from the annotation of a GenBank genome assembly.